Messenger RNA from Capsella rubella, 1032 nucleotides. Its product is annotated as ADP-ribosylation factor 1. Gene Ontology annotation, cellular component: cytoplasm. The transcript is spliced from 5 exons. Lineage: Eukaryota; Viridiplantae; Streptophyta; Magnoliopsida; Brassicales; Brassicaceae. The coding region runs from base 333 to 905 and encodes 190 amino acids. Gene Ontology annotation, molecular function: GTPase activity; GTP binding. The record is from RefSeq and is a predicted model, not a curated record. Gene Ontology annotation, biological process: vesicle-mediated transport; intracellular protein transport.
AGUAAUUUUUUUUUACUGCCCGGAUUUGAUAUAUAGUCAAAUACAAAGAUUGUUUGAAGUUUUUAAUUGCAUAAACAACAAGAAUCGAAGGUCAAAAAGAAAAAGAAAAAAACAACAAGAAUCGGACAACUACUGAUUCAAAAGUCAACUAGUUGACUUUAAUUACGGUUGAUUCCUGGGAUCUUGAUUCUUGAAACAGACGAAUUUACACAACUCGUAACUCUUAAACUUCAACUACUUGACUUUUGAAACUCUCUCAGUCUCUCUUAAGGCCUCUCCCUGUGAUUUCCAAAGCUAAAACAAAAGUCAACUUCGUUGCUAAAACCAGAGAAAUGGGGAUGACUCUGGGAAAGCCAUUUUCCAUUUUUUCCCAAGAAAUCGAACCGAGAAUAGUGUUGUUCGGUCUCGACGGUACCGGAAAAUCAUCAAUAAUGCACAAACUCAAAACCGGAGAAACCCUUACCACGAACAUGCCAACCAUUGGAUUUGAAGUGGAAAGCAUAAAAUACAAAGAUUCAACCUUAUGCUUUUGGGAAGUGGGAGGUCAACAGCGUUACAAGAUUACUCCAUUAUGGAAACAUUACCUCCGAGAAGUAGCAGGGCUUGUGUAUGUAGUCGAUAGCACAGACAGAGAUCGAAUAGAAGAGGCGAAAGGUUUUCUUAACAUGGUGAUUGAUGAGAUACAAGGGAGUGUGCCGGACAGUGUGGCUAUUCUUGUAUAUGGAAACAAGCAUGAAGUUCCUGGUGCUAUGUCUGCUUCUGAGAUCACUAUCAAGCUUGAUCUCGCUUCUCUUCGGAAAAAAAACUGGCAGAGAAACUGGCAUACCCAGAGCUCAUGUGCACUUUGUGGUGACGGUUUACAUGAAGGACUCGACUGGCUCUUGAAAAAUGCGAGAAGAAUGUAGGAUUUGUUAUUGCGAAAUCUCUGUACCGAAUAUAGCCAUUUUCUGUUUCAGGUUAUUAACCUUGUCGUGCUUAUUUGCAAGCUCCAUCAACAACUUGAUUCUUUUAAAGGAGACAUUACUCGGUCUA